AUGUUCUGGCGCCCAAAAAUUCGCAGGUGGAUCAGAUCAACGACAUGGUGCUCGACCUGCUUCCGGGCGACGCUCAAACGUUCUACAGCGCGGAUUCGGUCGACAAUGAAAACGAAUCACUGUUCUCGAUCGAGUACGUUCAGAGUCUCAACAUCGCCGGGAUGGCGUUGCUCCACACUCGACGCGGGUCUCGACGACGGUCUGAGCCCAUCAUCGGGCUCCCAGAGAACAAAAAAGUAG
Microbotryum saponariae is the source of this 240-nucleotide messenger RNA. The record is from the annotation of a GenBank genome assembly. Lineage: Eukaryota; Fungi; Basidiomycota; Microbotryomycetes; Microbotryales; Microbotryaceae.